AUGUUCGAUCGACAUGUUGAGGACUCUUGGCUUUGGCUCCCGGAACCGAGUGGAAAAUUCACCAUCAAAUCGGCCUACAAAACCAUAAAAAAUCUGAAGACCAAUGCAGGGGCCAAUGAAAAAUGGAGAAGCAUAUGGGGAGCAAGAAUUCACAGCAGAUUAAAGAUGCUAUGGUGGAAGAUUUUAUCCAAUAGCCUACUCACAAGGGGUAAACUUCUAACAUUCUUUGAUAUUAGAGACCCGGGAUGUCCUUUCUACUCUAUGACCAUCGAAAAUUCCUUUCACAUGUUUUGGGAGUGUCACUUCGCUAGAGCUGUGUGGUUUGGUUGUUCUUGGCAAAUUCAAACCAGCGAGAUAAAUAUCGAGGAUUGGGAUAAUUGGUUGAUGUGGUUCAAAGCGGGCAAUAGAAGACCAAAAGAUCUUAGCUUUCACGCGUUCUUAGGAUGUGCGGCCAUUAUCUUUGAAAAAGUUUGGAAGAAAAGAAACUCUAUUAUUCACCAAAGGAAAUCCACUCCAAUCAAGGUGAUAAUUUCUCAAGUCAAUAGUCGUCUGCUGGAAAACUCUAAGGAUCACUCCCACCCUGAUUCUACUAUGCUCAAGUGGCUCCCUCCCCCUGAGGGGUGGAGCCUGUGCAAUACUGAUGUCGUCAUUGGGCAAAAUCGAGGGGCUGGUGCAGCCAUUUUCAGAAAUGAAAAUGGGGUAAUCACGAGUAUGUCAUCUUCCAAAGCGACUCAACGGGUUCAAUCAACGCAAUCGACUGCAAAAGGACAGAUAUCUCAGGCUUCAAUCAUAACAUUCAGGACCUCAUAA
Cannabis sativa is the source of this 810-nucleotide messenger RNA. RefSeq lists its product as uncharacterized. NCBI's taxonomy places the organism in Eukaryota, Viridiplantae, Streptophyta, Magnoliopsida, Rosales, Cannabaceae. The coding region runs from base 1 to 810 and encodes 269 amino acids. The transcript has a single exon. The record is from RefSeq and is a predicted model, not a curated record.